Messenger RNA from Menidia menidia (Atlantic silverside), 2209 nucleotides. Lineage: Eukaryota; Metazoa; Chordata; Actinopteri; Atheriniformes; Atherinopsidae. The record is from the annotation of a GenBank genome assembly.
AACAUCCACCGUAAAGCCUCCUGCAUGAAAGCUGUUUGGAUAUUUUCCGUUGAGCAAUUCAAACGUUUUCUUGUAUAUUGAAUAAUGUAUUUGCAUUUAAAUGUCCCUAUCCUUACCGAAUGAACUAUUUAAUAUUACUGUAGUUAUUUCUGGAAAACAUUAGGAACAAUUAGUCUCGACCGUGUUCCCUGUGGGACAGAGUUCGAUGACGUACAAAAAGGAUCUCGAAAAGGAAACGUGUGGAUGUUGACUAGUAGGACGUUUGAGUAGUUUAAAUUUCACCUGGAAUUAUAUCAAGUCACAAACAAGAAAACAAGACAAUCUUCUGGAAAAUCAUCUGUAAAUAAUGAAGAAGAAAGUUCGCAGUGGAGAGCCGUCGCCGGGGCAACCGUCAGCUGACUAUGUUGUGGGUCAGGUGUCGGGCAGUUUGUUCAAGGAAAGCAAAGCGGCAGCAGCCGGGUCGCUGUCGGCCCUGUUCAGCUCCCCCUCCCCGGCCGGGUCGGUUCUGUUUCAGCCCGCUCCAAAGAAGCCCGUCCUGACCAGCACGCAAACAGAGGAUGGGAAGAAGGAGAGCUCGACGGUCAAAGGUGAAUCCAACCAGAAAAAGGGCAAGAAGCAACACAAGCAGAAAUCUGUAGCUGACCAGAAGCUGGAGAACAGGGAGAUCAGUUUACAGACGGCAGACGAUGAAGAGCAGGGCCAAGGGGCGUCGGGGAACAAGAGGAAGAGGAAGGCGUCCGAGUCGGCGGCGGAUUUGGGGGCCGAGCACUGGGUGCUGAAGCGCCAGAAGCAGAAGGCCAACAGGAAGGAGGACGCCCUGAAGAGCAACAGAACGGUGUUUGUCGGGAACCUGCCCAUCAGCUGCACUAAGAAGAUGUUGAGGAGUCUCUUCAAGGAGAAGGGAUCCAUUGAAUCCAUCCGCUUCCGCUCUGUGGUCAGAGAGGAUCCCUCCAUGUCUCGCAAGUUAGCCGUCAUCAAACGCAAGAUCCACCCUCAGAGGCAGAAUUUGAACGCCUACGUGGUGUUCAAAGACGAGGACGGAGCCACCAAAGCUCUGGAGAGGAACGGCACCGAGAUAGAGAAAGACUUUCACAUCCGGGUGGACCGAGUGUCUGACAGCUCUUCGGCUCUGGCCACCGGGCCCGGCUUGGGCCACCGGGCCCGGCUUUGGCCACCAGGCCCUGGCUUUGGCCACCAGGCUCUGGCUUUGGCCACCAGGCUCUGGCUUUGGCCACCAGGCCCCGGCUUUGGCCACCAGGCCCUGGCUACCAGGCUCUGGCUUUGGCCACCAGGCUCUGGCUACCAGGCCCCGGCUUUGGCCACCAGGCUCUGGCUACCAGGCUUUGGCUUUGGCCACCAGGCCUCGGCUUUGGCCACCAGGCUCUGGCUUUGGCCACCAGGCUCUGGCUACCAGGCCCUGGCCACUAGGCCCUGGGUUUGGCCACCAGGCCUUGGCUUUGGCCACCAGGCCUUGGCUUUGGCCACCAGGCUCUGGCUUUGGCCACCAGGCUUUAGCUUGACGGCUGCUCUUGUCUUGCAGCACGACCACAAACGCUCCGUCUUCGUGGGGAAUCUGGCGUUCGGUGAGCAGAACUCGGAGGAGCCGUCGCCCCAAUUUCCCGUUUUCCCCAUUUUUGCUCAACAUUUUGGGCAUUUUGUCUCUGCAGAAAUGAGCGAGCUGGCGUUCCGGAAGCACUUCGAGGAGUGCGGCGCGGUGGAGGCGGUCCGGCUGGUGCGGGACCAGACCUCCGGGCUCGGCAAGGGCUUCGGCUACGUCCUGUUUAAGGUGAACAAAGCAAACGUCGAACCCGAAACCCCGAUCGUCCGGCAGCAGAAUAACCAGAAGUCCCCCUCCCGUUUGCAGAAGGCCGACUCUGUCCAGCUGGCCCUGGAGCUGGACGGCUCCAAGCUGGAGGGCCGGUCGGUCCGCGUGAAGAGGUCCGUGAAGAAGGAGAAGCAGAAGAACAAAAGCGACGGCAGGGAACCCAGAAGGAAGCCCGGCAGGGCCCCUCCCCCCGGAAAGGGGGCGGGCCAUAAAAGCGGACCCGGCCGAGGAGGAUUCAAACCCUCCAAACGGUUCCCGGGGAAUCCGAACAGGCCGGCCAAGAGCUCCACGGCCUUCACCGGAGAGAUGGUGGACCCCACCAAAAAGAUCAAAAAGAAAGGACUGAAGAAGAAAGGGAAGGCAAAAAAGACUGUUCACAUUUGA